AGCUGUGCAUCAGGUUGUCAGCUCCAGCUGACAGGCAGAACCUCUGAAGUACAGACAGAGAAAAGGACUGAACGGUGGUCAGCAUCGUGCACACAGGAACAAGAUCAACCAGCUUUCACUUCACAGGAUGGGUUACUCUCUCUUCUGAAGACAGUUUGUGCAACUCGGAGGCAGCUCUUUGGAUUAGGAAUCUCUGAAGGCUGAAAACCCAAGUUCUCGCGUGGCCUGUUGCUGGUGCUCACCAUGAGCAUGGAUGAAGACACACGAUGGUUGGUUUGGGUGACCAAGCAGUUUGAGAACAUCGCAGGAGAAGAUAAAGAGAUUGACCUGGAUGAGUUUAAAACAGCCCUGAAGGUCAAGGAGUCAUUCUUUGCUGAGCGCUUCUUUGCACUGUUCGACUCUGACGGCAGCGGCACCAUCACUCUGGAUGAGCUGCUGAAGGCUCUGGAUCUGCUCAUCCAUGGCAGUGAGACAGACAAGCUCAAGUUCCUGUUCCAGGUUUAUGACGUAGAUGGCAGUGGUUCUAUUGAUCCAGAUGAGUUGAAAACUGUGCUCAAGUCCUGUUUGCGUGAGAGCGCUAUCUCUCUGCCAGAGGAGAAGCUGGAUGAUUUGACGCUGGCAUUGUUUGAGUCAGCUGAUCAAGACAACAGUGGCUCCAUCACAUUUGAAGAGCUCAAGGCUGAGCUUGAAAAUUUCCCAGAAGUGAUGGAAAACCUCACCAUCAGUGCUGCAAACUGGUUGAAGCCUCCUGAGCUGGAUCAGAAGAAAAGGCACACUCCCCGUUACCUCACCCGGACCUACUGGCACAACAACAGCCGUAAACUACUGUUCCUCUGCGCCUACACCUGCCUCAAUCUGCUGCUGUUCAUUGUAGCCAUGAUGCAGCACAGCUUUGGGGGACCGUGGUUCAUGGUCGCCAAGGGCUGUGGCCAAUGCCUCAACUUCAACUGCACCUUUGUCAUGGUUCUGAUGCUGCGUCGCUGUUUAACUUGGCUGAGGGCAACGUGGGUUGUGAGAGUCUUACCUUUGGACCAGAACAUCUUGCUGCACCAGAUUGUGGGCUAUGCCAUUCUCGUCUUCACGCUGGUGCACUCUACUGCUCACGUUUUCAACUUUGUCCGGCUGACACACAGCAGCCAGUUCAGUCUGUGGGAGUACCUGCUGACAACGCAGCCCGGCAUCGGUUGGGUCAAAGGCACUGCUUCUGUGACUGGGGUGGUCCUGCAGGUCAUUAUCUGUCUCAUGGUGCUCUGCUCAAGCACGUUUGUGCGUCGCAGUGGACACUUUGAAAUCUUCUAUUGGUCUCACCUGUCCUAUGUGUGGGUGUGGGCUCUUCUCAUCGUGCACUGUGCCAACUUCUGGAAGUGGUUUGUGGUUCCUGGAGUGGUCUUCCUGGUGGAGAAGAUUGUGGGAAGUGCAGUCUCUCGUAUGGGAGGACUUUACAUCGUGGAAGUCAACCUGCUACCAUCUAAGGUGACUCAUCUGGUAAUCAAACGUCCACAAUUCUUCCAUUUUAAACCAGGAGAUUAUGUCUACAUCAACAUCCCAGUCAUCGCCAAGUAUGAGUGGCAUCCGUUUACCAUCAGCAGUGCCCCAGAACAACCCGAUAACUUGUGGCUACACAUCCGCUCUAUGGGCCAGUGGACCAACCGGCUGUAUGAGUAUUUCAGACAGCUGGAAAGUCAGGUAGUCAUCCCCAGGAGACUGACCACUAGCCUCAGGAACCGAAAACAACUGAUGAAGACGCAGGAAGGUUUAUUUAACUCAACAAACUAUAAUGGAACAGUGGCCUCCAAUGAGGAUGAGGCUGUUGAGCUGACUAUGUACCGGCAGAAUGGAUUUCAGUCUAGUCCAAGUCCAACAUCACUGUCUGAACCUCCAGGGUCAAAGGAAGCCCUCCCGGAUGAGCUAGGACUAGCAGAAAGAGGAGAGGCUCCUCCACUGCAACAGAUGUCAGCCACAUUUAGGGAAAACCACAGGUUCUGCAACAUAAAGUGCUAUGUAGAUGGACCCUACGGGACUCCGACAAGACAGAUCUUUGCUGUUGAGCAUGCUGUCUUGAUUGGUGCAGGCAUUGGGAUCACACCAUUUGCUUCAAUCCUCCAGAGCAUCAUGUACCGAUACCGGAUGAGGAAGCAACACUGUCCUAACUGUAACUACUCCUGGUGUGAAAACAUUAAAGACAGCGACAUGAAGCUACGGAAAGUGGAUUUUAUCUGGAUUAACAGAGACCAGAAGUCAUUUGAAUGGUUUGUCAGUUUAUUGACUAAGCUGGAGAUGGAGCAGGCUGACGAGGAGCCAGAAGGCCGUUUCCUAGAGAUGCACAUGUACAUGACAUCAGCGCUCAGUAAGAAUGACAUGAAGGCCAUCGGACUGCAGAUGGCACUGGACAUUUUGGCGAAGAAGGAGAAGAGAGACUCCAUCACUGGGCUGAGGACAAGAACCCAACCUGGACGACCUGAUUGGGGCAAGGUGUUCCAGAAGAUGUCUGAGGAGAAAAAAGGGAAGGUCCACGUAUUUUACUGCGGCGCUGCUGCUCUCGCUAAAGUCAUCAAAGCCCAGUGUGAGCACUAUGGCUUCAACUUCUACAAGGAGAACUUCUGAAGAGGUUCAAACCCCACUGCUGCCUUGCUCUGCUACCUUGCACUGCUGUGCAUGUAAAUGACUGAAAAAUGGUUGCUGCUCUCUUCGCUGUUCUAUGGAGAACAGUCUGUUUCUGCCGUGGUUUUCUGGACAGUGGGGGGUUAUGUCCUGUUAAAGUGGAUAUGCACACACAUCCGUGUGGAGUUUGUGGUGGUUCAGUUGUGGUUUUGUGGCAUGAAUAAGCUUCUUAAUAAUUCUACAUACAGUAUACUGUUUGAUUCCGAUAAUACACCGGUCAGCCAUAACAUUGUGACCUUGUCACAGUCGCUCUAUUCUUUAGAGCGACUGAUCUAAUCAUCCUUGUUUUUCCUGCUUCCAACAGAUCAACUUUGUGGACAAAAUGUUAACUUGCUCACGCCCACUGACAGGCUCCAUUAUAGCACCAUAAUCAGUGUUGUUCUGUUCACCUCUCAGCGGUCACAGUGCGUUAUGGCUGAUCAGUGUAUGUCUCAUAUUCACCAAUUUUAUGUAGGUUUUUUUUAAUAGCUACUGUACGUUGUUUGCUCUUCUUUUCCUCAUCCAUCUUUGUUUGAUCAUUCAGGAAACAUUGUUUUACAUAAAUAAUUUGUGACCAUGUGCCAAAAGAAGGCUCAAUGAUAUAUUGAUACUAUUUGUUAUAUCAUCCUUUGGGACCAUCCAUAGAUCAUUUUUAUGCUACAGCAGUGCUUAUUUUUAUGGUAUCCAGUGCUUUAUGUCCUUAAAUUUGCACAACCCAUGCUAUCUAAUAGUUACCCAAUAGGUUUAUGCUAGAAAACAAAAGAUGUAAUGGAAUAAAUGUUGGAAACACAAAUUUGAUUCUUCAUUUAUUUUAUGUAAAACAG
Thalassophryne amazonica is the source of this 3464-nucleotide messenger RNA. It is a transcript of the gene nox5, whose product is annotated as NADPH oxidase, EF-hand calcium binding domain 5. The transcript is spliced from 17 exons. Gene Ontology annotation, cellular component: plasma membrane; NADPH oxidase complex. The record is from RefSeq and is a predicted model, not a curated record. Bases 244 to 2604 code for a protein of 786 amino acids. NCBI's taxonomy places the organism in Eukaryota, Metazoa, Chordata, Actinopteri, Batrachoidiformes, Batrachoididae. Gene Ontology annotation, biological process: defense response; superoxide anion generation. Gene Ontology annotation, molecular function: calcium ion binding; superoxide-generating NAD(P)H oxidase activity.